AUGCCGGUCCGGAGGGGCCACGUCGCUCCGCAGAACACCUUCCUGGACACCAUCAUCAGGAAAUUCGACAGCCAGAGUCGCAAGUUUGUCAUCGCCAAUGCCAGAGUGGAGAACUGUGCCAUCAUCUUCUGCAACGAUGGCUUCUGCCACAUGUGUGGUUACUCCCGGGCUGAGAUCAUGCAGAAGCCAUGCACGUGUAACUUCCUCUACGGACCUGACACCAAGCGACUGGCUAUCGCCCAGAUGGCCCAGGCCCUGCUGGGGUCAGAGGAGAGGAAAGUGGAAAUCAACCUCUACCGCAAAGAUGGUCAGUGCUUCCUAUGUAUGGUGGAUGUGGUGCCUGUAAAGAACGAGGAUGGCGUGGUGAUCAUGUUCAUCCUCAACUUUGAGGUGAUGACAGACGACACACUUGUAGACCACAAAGAGGAGAUCAACCAUCGCCUGCCCACCUGGCUCGUCACAGGUCGCCAACGAGGCUUCAAGCUGCGUCUUCCCCUGCUGCGCUCCCUGUCCAACAGCAAAGCUUCUUUGGACGACCCUGAGACCGGUCACAUCCCCAAAGCUACACCUCUGCAGCCGCACUCAGACCACCACAGUCCCGCGACCUUAGGCCUGGGGGAGCUCCUGCCCCGCCCUCACUUACAACCAGACCACCAGGAGAAAAUCAGUGGAAGCAGGUUAGCUCUGCAAAGUUGGCCAGAAGACAGUCGGGAGGACCAGCGCACUUUACUGGGCUCUAGGCGUACUGUACCCCAUCCUCCACCUCAGCUUCCUCCACACGGAACCCACCUGGUGGGUCCCCUGACCCAGUCAUCACCUUGCAUAGGGCCCCAUCACCGCCUCAGCCUCAACCCAGACGCCUCAGGCUCCAACUGCACCUUGUCACAUAGCCGCUCGCGAGAAAGCUUCCACAGCAUGCGUCGCGCAUCCUCUGUAGAUGAGAUCGAAGCCAUGAGGACCGACUGGGAAAGAAAGAACCGGAGAACGAGUAUCCGGCCAGGGAGCACGGGUGCAGUAAACAGUAAAUCCAACAUACUGAACUCCACGUCAGACUCAGACCUCAUGCGGUACCGAACAAUCUCCAAAAUACCCCAGAUCACCCUCAACUUUGUGGAUUUCAAAGCUGACCCACUCAUUGCCAUGCCCACGGGGGAGAUGGACCUCAUAGCUCCCUGCAAACUCAUUGACCGGACGCACCACGUCACAGAGAAAGUCACACAGGUACUGUCACUGGGUGCAGAUGUGUUGCCGGAGUACAAGCUCCAAGCUCCUCGCAUCCACAAGUGGACAGUGUUGCACUACAGCCCCUUCAAGGCUGUGUGGGACUGGCUCAUCCUGCUGCUGGUCAUCUACACCGCCAUCCUGACCCCUUACUCAGCCGCAUUCCUCCUCAAUGACCAGGAAGAGGUUGCUAAGCAGAAUUGUGGUUACUCCUGCUCUCCUCUCAACGUGGUGGACCUGAUGGUGGAUAUCAUGUUCAUCAUUGACAUCCUCAUCAAUUUCAGGACAACUUAUGUGAACGCUAAUGAUGAAGUGGUGAGUCACCCUGUGCGUAUCGCUGUCCACUACUUCAAAGGCUGGUUCCUCAUCGACAUGGUGGCCGCUAUUCCCUUUGACCUGCUCAUCUAUCGCAGUGGAGAGGAGACCACCACUCUGAUUGGUCUGCUGAAGACUGCUCGCCUCCUGCGAUUGGUCCGUGUAGCCAGGAAGCUGGAUCGCUACUCGGAGUACGGCGCAGCUGUCCUGUUCCUCCUCAUGUGCACCUUCGCCCUCAUCGCUCACUGGCUGGCCUGCAUCUGGUAUGCCAUCGGUAGUGUGGAGAGAAAUGGUUCAAUUGGCUGGCUCCACACUCUGGGGGACCAACUGGGAAAACCCUACAAUGACUCCAUCCCAGGUACUGGACCUUCUAUCAAAGACAAGUACGUCACGGCUCUGUACUUCACCUUCAGCAGUCUGACCAGUGUGGGCUUUGGAAAUGUUUCCCCAAACACCAACUCGGAGAAGAUCUUCUCCAUCUGUGUCAUGCUCAUAGGAUCCCUGAUGUACGCCAGCAUCUUUGGGAAUGUGUCAGCCAUCAUCCAGCGGCUGUACUCUGGGACGGCCCGCUACCACACCCAGAUGCUAAGAGUCAGGGAGUUCAUCCGUUUCCACCAGAUCCCCAACCCGCUCAGGCAGAGGCUGGAGGAGUAUUUCCAACACGCCUGGUCCUACACCAAUGGCAUUGACAUGAAUGCUGGUUAUUGGAAGACUUUGUGUCAUUAUGCAUGGUCCGACACCAUCAGGGAAAAUAGGAAUCAUACUGAUGUGCUGAAAGGUUUCCCAGAGUGUCUCCAGGCAGAUAUCUGCCUCCAUCUGAACCGGACCCUGCUGCAGAACUGUAAGGCUUUUAAAGGCUCCACCAAGGGCUGCCUCAGGGCGCUGGCCAUGAAGUUCAAGACCACCCACGCGCCUCCUGGUGACACGCUGGUCCACGCCGGGGACGUCCUCACCGCACUCUACUUUAUAUCCAGGGGAUCCAUAGAGAUACUGAGAGGAGAUGUGGUGGUAGCCAUCUUGGGAAAAAAUGACAUCUUCGGCGAGCCCAUCAACCUGUAUUCCCGGCCGGGUAAAUCCAAUGCUGAUGUAAGGGCUCUCACCUACUGCGACCUCCAUAAAAUCUUCAGAGAAGACGUUCUGGAGGUGCUGGACAUGUAUCCUGAGUUUGGAGACAACUUCUGGAACAACCUGGAAAUCACCUUUAACCUCCGGGAUACCAACAUGAUCCCAGGCUCUCCAAGCAGUGGCGACUCAAACUGUGGGGGAUUCAACAAAUUACGGAGACGCAAGUUAUCAUUCCGACGACGUACAGAAAAAGACGAGGCAGAUGCUGGAGAAAUUAAAAAGUCCCAUAAGUCUGUGAGACGAAGACAUAGGGAGGCAGCUAACAACCAUACGCAGGGGGAGUCACAUCGAAGCUCAGCGUCAUCUCACUCCAGUGGUGAUGAGGGGGAGGAGUCUGUUGUGAUGGGCCUCGCCCCUCCUCCUGAAGUUCUGGGUAACCCUCAGGCUCAGGCCCCGCCCAUGAACUUCAAAGAGAACUAUGAGGCUGAUGGAGACCCCAAGACUGGGAACACCUGCAAUGCCCUGUCAGGUGCUUUCUCAGGCGUGUCCAACAUCUUUAGUUUCUGGGGGGAGAGUCGGGGGGGCGGUCAAUACCAAGAGGUUCCCAGCUGUAGCCUGACUUCCCCGCAGACAAUCAACACGCCGAUAAACAGCCUGAGCCGCCAGCAGCGCAACCAGCUGGACACGCGACUGGACAUGCUGCAGAAACAACUCAACAGGUUGGAGAGUCGCAUGUCAACAGACAUCGGAGCCAUCAUGCAGCUGCUGCAGAGACAGAUGGCUCUGGUUCCUCCUGCUUACAGCGCUGUCUCCACACCACCUCAGGCCUCGCCUUACCCUGGUCCUAGUCCAGAGCCAGGCCCAGGAGAGAGGCUGGUUCAGCCUGUUACACCACUGGAGACAGACACUCUGGCUUCUUUAUCACAGAUCUUGGAUUCCCAGGACUUUGAGGAGUUCCCGGCCAAGCCUGUUGAACCUCUGCAGGCCCAGGAAUCAUCUCUGAUCAACACGAGCCAGGGUCAUCUCACUCCCUCCCGAUUUGACAGCCUGGGGCAGCAUCUGGAGCUGGAGCUGGAGCUGGGCCUGGGGUCUGGGGCUGCGGUAGUUUCAGGCCCAGCAACAGGCUCAAGUUUAGAGUUGGAGUUAGGGAGCACGGCGGCUGGGGGCUCAAGCUUAGGAGCAGAGUUAGACUUUGGCUCAGAGAUGUGUGUCGGGUCCGGGAUAGGGCUGGCGACUGGCUCAGGAGCAUCUCCUCUGGAUUCUGAAACUCAAAGGAGGCUGUCCCUCCAAGAACCGCAGACGCCACUGGACUCAAGGACACCACAGAGACACAGCUCCGACCCCGGGGGGAGCUAA
Molecule: messenger RNA, 3957 nt
Organism: Limanda limanda (common dab)
Lineage: Eukaryota; Metazoa; Chordata; Actinopteri; Pleuronectiformes; Pleuronectidae
Gene: kcnh2b
Product: potassium voltage-gated channel, subfamily H (eag-related), member 2b
Exons: 23
Coding region: 1-3957 (1318 amino acids)
Biological process (GO): regulation of heart rate by cardiac conduction; potassium ion transmembrane transport; regulation of ventricular cardiac muscle cell membrane repolarization
Cellular component (GO): membrane
Molecular function (GO): inward rectifier potassium channel activity
Source: RefSeq, a predicted model, not a curated record